GGCGGGGCUUCCGGGCGCUGGGCGCGAGCGGUUUGAACGGCGGUGGGUGUGGGUCGGGCUGCCGGGCUCCGACCCGCGGUCCCAGCCCCGCUGAUGGCGGCCCCCGAGGAGGCGCGGGUCUCUUCGCCGCCGCCGCCGCCCCCCUCCUCCCCCUCGUCUUCGGAGGCCUCGUCAGCCUCUUCCCCCGGCGUUCCGGGGAGGUCGGGCUGGCCGGCUCCGAGCAGCGGCCGCGGCCGGUCGGCGGACCCGCUGGAGGAGGUGGAGCUGCAGAUCGGAGACGCAGCAUUUUCAUUAACCAAACUUCUUGAAGCCACAUCUGCAGUAUCAGCUCAAGUGGAAGAGCUUGCCUUCAAAUGUACAGAAAAUGCACGCUUCCUUAAAACCUGGCGGGACCUCUUGAAAGAAGGCUAUGAUUCUUUGAAGCCUGACAACUGAUUUGGCUGUGUGAUAAUUCAUACUUGCUCAUUUAUGAUGUUUGCAUGUGUACCAUAAGUAUAAGGUUGUCUCCAGCAGUCUGUGUAUUCAGAAUGCAGUUUUUUUUUUUUGUUUUCUUCACUUUUGUGAAAGCAGAAUACCGAUGCUAUUUUUGAUGCUGGCCAAUAUCUAUCUUUAAAUACUUUCUGUUCUCUAAACUUUCAUAGAAUCUUUUAUGAAAGUUAUUUCAUCAUUAGAUAAGGUUAAUAAUGCCACAGUGUUACCAGUAGAAAAAAACAGGUAGAGCAUUCUAUUUGAUUUCCAAGAAGAUGCUGAAAAUGCCCGAGUUUGAAGUUGAGCUUCAUUUUAUGGACCAAAGGAAAUAACUUUAAGGCUACUAGUGUUGGCCCAGCUCCACUAGGCCAGGUUCCCUGGAACUAAUGAUUGUGUCUGUCUUCUUUAUCCCCAGCACCUAGAACAAGGGUAGUGUUCAAACCAGUAAAUGUUUGUUGAAUAAAUGAGUUGACAGUACAAUUAAAAGCUGUUUUUUUCUUCUUGUUUUUAGCGUGAAAAUUGUAAUUGUUUUUCAAAAAAAUAUUUGAAUCAGAACCUGACUUGAAGGAAUUUUUUUUUUUUUUUUUUUAACGGGGAUUUGAUAUUUAACUGAUGACAGUUUUUAAAAAUAUAUGGUAAAUGUUUUUUAUCCUUCAUCCUUCAUGAUGCUUUUUAAAGUUUUUAUUUCAGAAAAUGAAAGCUGUCUAGAAAGAAUGUAUAUAUAUAUUUUUUUCUCUGUUUAUUUCUCAGGUUACAUGCUUUGUGAUGUUGUAUGUUCUUUUUAAAGUGCCUUAUCAAAAUUAUGGCUCUGUACCCUUUUUGAAUUUUGCACAUAAUUCUAAAUAUAAUUCUAAAGAUACUGUUUUAAUGGAUCAAAUUUAAAUGAUGUGAUUGGUUUCAUAUUAUUUGACUUUAAUGACAAUGUUCUACUUGUCCCAUAUCUAAUGUUGUUCUAUUUCUUUUCUUUUUUUUUUUUUUUGGUUUGUGUCAUAUGUAUCUGAUUAAGCCAGCUAAUUCUCCAGAACUUCUAGAUAUCUUUGAUAUGCAUUGUAAUUCUUUUGUAGAUAUGGAGAUGUGUGCAGAACUAUAUUCUAAGGCCCUAGAGUGGGGUUAUGAAAAGGAACAAAUGGAUGCACAAAGAAUACUAUUGUUUGGUAUAUUAGGUCAUAGUACUUGAUUAAAUUUUUAAGUUAAAAAUAACACAUAUGAUGUGUUUAUACCAAAGAGAUACUUAUUUUGCUAUUAGAAAAAUAUUUUUCUUCUGUGUCAUCAAAACUGCAGUUUUUAAGAUGUACAGAAAUAAAUGUGUUCAAAGCGAGUUUCAUUUCCAUUUCUUUGGUUCAUUAUUUUAAAACUUUUUAUUGAAAUGUUUCAAACACAUGAGUAAAACAUUAGAGGAUCUAUUCCCACAUUUAAUAAAUGUUAGCAUUUGGCUGUACUUUCUUCUGAUCUACCUAUGUUUGUAAUGUUAGAUACAUUUGUAACUUUUGUUACCUCUUUGUGUCAGUUGGUCCCAUUCUUCCCCCUCCCCCCUGCUUUUCUCCCCAGAGGUAACCAUGGUCCUAAAAGUGUAUAUUCUAGUUUGUGUUCUUUUAUUUUUAAUGCAUAUGUAUGUUUUCAAAGUACUACAAAAUAUUGUUUUGUGUAUGUGGUAGGUGGCCUCCAGAUAGCCACAAUGGGCGGCCUCCUGGUAUGCAUGCCCUUGUGUCCUCUCACAUACUGAGUAGUGCUGACUUACAUAACUAGUAGGAGCUUGAAGAAUGCAGUGUGUGAUUUCUGAGGCUAUGCAUACCUUUGUCCAUUUUUCUAUUAUGUUUUGUCUUUUCCUUGUGAAUUUGUAGGUAUUAUGUAUUUUGAAUACUAAUGGUCUGUUACCUAUGUUAUCUAUCUUUUGUAGUUAUUUAUCUUUGUAUUUGGUUGUGCAAUUUUCUUAAAUAAAGGUUUUUAAUUGAAUGAAA
Molecule: messenger RNA, 2426 nt
Organism: Canis lupus familiaris (dog)
Lineage: Eukaryota; Metazoa; Chordata; Mammalia; Carnivora; Canidae
Gene: C15H4orf46
Product: chromosome 15 C4orf46 homolog
Exons: 2
Coding region: 94-435 (113 amino acids)
Source: RefSeq, a predicted model, not a curated record